AUGCUCAUUGGAAUAUUAAGAAAAACCCCAGCAACGUCCUUCUUAAUGGCCACACGGGGAGGUCAUUUUGACUUGGUUAAGACAUGUCUCAAGAUGGGGAUGGGCAGCAAUGACCAAACUGAAGAGGGACUUCGAGAAGCAUUGGAACGGGGUCAUUGUGAUACCGUCGAGCUGUUGCUGGAUGAAGAAACCGACUCAGUGACCUUAACUACGCAAAUUCCAUCUCUUAUAUUGCGUGCAGCAGCGGGCGGAAACCUUGCAAUGGCCAAUGUCUUUCUCGCAAAGCAGGAAGUAAAUCCGACUGCCAAAAGAGGCACUUGGGUCUGUAGUCUCGAAUGGGAAGGUUGA
Messenger RNA from Aspergillus chevalieri, 348 nucleotides. RefSeq lists its product as uncharacterized. The transcript has a single exon. Bases 1 to 348 code for a protein of 115 amino acids. The record is from RefSeq and is a predicted model, not a curated record. NCBI's taxonomy places the organism in Eukaryota, Fungi, Ascomycota, Eurotiomycetes, Eurotiales, Aspergillaceae.